Molecule: messenger RNA, 632 nt
Organism: Trifolium pratense (red clover)
Lineage: Eukaryota; Viridiplantae; Streptophyta; Magnoliopsida; Fabales; Fabaceae
Product: nuclear transcription factor Y subunit B-5-like
Exons: 1
Coding region: 73-462 (129 amino acids)
Biological process (GO): regulation of transcription by RNA polymerase II
Cellular component (GO): CCAAT-binding factor complex; nucleus
Molecular function (GO): DNA-binding transcription activator activity, RNA polymerase II-specific; RNA polymerase II cis-regulatory region sequence-specific DNA binding; protein heterodimerization activity
Source: RefSeq, a predicted model, not a curated record
UCACACACAUCUAUCUAACCUUAAUUGAUUGAUUCUUCAAUAUUCUCAAUCCAAUUUAUUCUAGAGAGGGAAAUGGUGGAUAACAAUGUUGGAGGAAGUUGUUCUAAUUACAAUGAAAAUGGUGGCAUAAUUAAGGAACAAGAUAGGUUGUUACCAAUAGCAAAUGUUGGGAGAAUAAUGAAGCAAAUAUUACCUCAAAAUGCAAAAAUCUCAAAGGAAUCAAAGGAAACAAUGCAAGAGUGUGUCUCAGAGUUCAUAAGUUUUGUGACAAGUGAAGCAUCAGAGAAAUGCAGAAAAGAAAGAAGAAAGACUGUGAAUGGUGAUGAUAUUUGUUGGGCUUUGGCUACACUUGGUUUCGAUGAUUACGCCGAACCAAUGAGAAGGUAUUUGCAUAGAUAUAGAGAAUUAGAGGUUGAUAGAACACCAAAUAAUAAUCAUAAUGUUCAAGAUAGAGGAAAUUAGUUAUUAGCCCCUAACACAAGGAUCAUCAAGGGCUAUAAGGUUUUCUUUUCUUGUCUUAACUUUGUCAUGAUUCAAAAACUAGAAAUUAAUGUUUUGUUUGUUGUUAAUUACAUCUUAAUCUUAAUUGCAUGUAUUUUGGUAUCUUCACUCUAUGUUUUAGUUAAUUUGCA